GAACAAACGUUCAUCGUUCACCUAUGUGAUAAAACCUGCAGUGCAAUAAACCUGUCGGCCGGGAUUUUUGGCGAUAACCUUUCCGGAUCGGUGAUAAUACGCGCGAAUUGUUUCGACCGCGACUGCUGUUCUCUCAUCGCAUUCGACAUCACGCACUACACCCGGCAGGAUCCACCUCGGUUUUCACGGCCGGGCUGACUGAACUAUCAUUUUUUAUUUUCAUCGAAAUACUAUUAUAAUCGAUAGUGUUGUUUUCUCGUGGCGUCCAUACGGUGUGUACAUAUCAUGUAUAGAACACAUUGUUAGUACUAGCCGGUAACCUUUGUACCAACCGAGUCGUAACAAUACACAACUAUACGUUGUCGUGACAUUUUCGAGACAUUUCCAUUGUCGAUCGCGAGUUUCGUUAAGGCCACUGUCUACGUGGCGGGUAUCUGUUUCGUCUCACCAGCAUCAUCGCCUGCACUUACCGAGAUAGUACUGUUAUCGUUAUUGUUAUAAUCAUCAUAAUAUUAUAGUGUUCCCGCCAGCGCACCCAAAGGUUCGCAACUUGAGUCUCGUCGGCUUGACGACGGUAACUAGUGGAUAUUAUACGUCAUACCAUAAACCACGACGACGGUAAACCACUGAGCCAUGGUGGAAGUACAGUCGCAGACAGGGAGUCCCAAGCCAAUGGUGAUUAGGAGGUGCACGGAAGUGCCCAUGGCCAUGGGGUCACCCACGGCGUCGGAGAUGACGCGUCGUCGGCGACGGCGCUCUCGUCUCAUGUCAAAUGCCUCGUCAGUGGUGUCAGCCGCAGCCGCCGGCAUCCCGGCCUCCGAAAAACACAAGAUAUCCAACAACGAAGCACUUAUGCACUUGGUAAAGGCCACUAUCGGUGGAGGUUUUCUGGCCAUGCCUGAGGCUUUUCACAACAUCGGUAUAGUGAUGGGGGUCAUAGGCACCUCAAUUCUAGGCCUUUCCGUGUUGAACAUGAUGUCGUGCAUAGUUCGGUGCUCGCAGACAAUGCGGUCUGGCAAAUAUGUUGACAUAAUCUUGGCUGAACAGAAUGGUAAAAAAACCGUUGGCAAUGGAGAUGAUGAUGGUAACAAUGGCAGUAAACAGCUGGCAAGACAGCGGCACAGCAAUGAGUUGGUGCUACCAUCAAUGGACUAUCCCGACACCGUGGCCAAUGUCUUAAAGUAUCGCGCCCAUGGCCGGUUCGCCAGGUUCGCGUCAUUUGCCAGAAACUUUACAAGUGCCUCGCUGGUGGCAACCUAUUAUGGAGUGAACAUCAUAUACGUGUGCAUCGUAUCCAGCACGUCUAAACAGCUCAUCGACCAGUAUACUUCCGAAGCGUCUGAAGACUCGUGGAGCCAUUCACUGCACGGUAUUUCCAUUCGCUGGUACCCGAUCAUCAUCUCGGUGCUAAUUUUGCCUGUGGGUAUGAUCCGAUUAAUGAAAUACAUGGUCCCGUUCUCGGUGGCCGCCAACGCGUGCAUGCUUUCUGGUACCGUGGCCGUGUUCUACUUCAUUGUAUUUGGCGAUGGCAGCCAGGACCCGAUUCCACCCGAGGAACAAGCCAAGUUGGUGGUAUGGCCGGCCACCCGAUGGACGCUGUUCGCUGGCAGCUCCCUUUGCUCAUUGGAAAGCGUCGGAAUGUUGUUGCAUAUUGAGAAUGCUAUGAGCAGGCCGCUGGAACUCGCUGGACCACCUUACACGCUGCACCGGUCCGUGGUGGUCAUUAUCAUAAUGAACAGCGUGCUGGGACUGUUUGGAUAUUUGCGAUACGGCGACCAGUGCGCGGGAAGCAUAUCACUCAACUUGCCACAGGACAACCAUCUGUCGCAAGUCAUCAAAAUGAUGAUCGCCGCGGGCAUCUUGCUGACAUAUGGACUACAGCUAACGGUGACCACAGACCUGGCGUGGCAAGGACUGCGUAGCAAGGUUGUUAAGUCCAUGGGUGGAUCUGAUAGUGAUGAUGCAGAGGACGACGAUUUUCGCCAAAAAUGAUAGCGUACUACUACGGUAUGCGGUUCAUCAUGAUACUCGGCUCCAUAAUGGUGGCCGUAGCCGUGCCAGACAUCGGGCCACUCGUAUCGCUCGUGGGCUCCGUCGGGUUCUCGUUGCUGGGCCUGAUCGUGCCCGUCAUCAUGGAAACCGUGUGGUAUUGGUCCGAAGAAGACGAAGACGACGACUGGAAUGGGGCGGUGACUGCUUCAGCGACGACGGUGACAACCUCGGAGACGACGGUGACGGACGCGGGGACGACCUCGACGACAGUGAACGACGGGUCAGCCUUAACGGCGGCCGUCGCAGCUGGUGAAGGUGAACGCAGGCUGAUGAUUCGCGGCGGCGGCUUUCGCCGGGCCAUACGGCAUUUGAAGAACCUGAUACUCCUUCUGCUCGGCUUGAUGGCGUUGGUUGGAGGCGCAUUUUACAACAUCCGUGACAUCGUGUCCAGGGCUUCUGGAGACGGAUCGCCAGCACCUACCAUCUGAUGGACGCGGUUAUCUUCCGCGGACGAUUUUUAAUACAAAAUUCUUUUUGUUCUUGUUGUGUAUAAUAUAAUAAUAGAGUUUAAAUAUUAUAAACGUUUAAUUGUCAUAACCACAGAUAUGCAGGUACUAUAAAGUGGAUAAAAUAUGGUUGAAACACGAUGCCAUUAUACUAUUAUACGCAAAGAGG
Messenger RNA from Acyrthosiphon pisum (pea aphid), 2667 nucleotides. RefSeq names its product proton-coupled amino acid transporter-like protein pathetic. Gene Ontology annotation, cellular component: vacuolar membrane. The record is from RefSeq and is a predicted model, not a curated record. Gene Ontology annotation, molecular function: L-amino acid transmembrane transporter activity. Gene Ontology annotation, biological process: amino acid transmembrane transport. NCBI's taxonomy places the organism in Eukaryota, Metazoa, Arthropoda, Insecta, Hemiptera, Aphididae. The transcript is spliced from 8 exons. The coding region runs from base 634 to 1992 and encodes 452 amino acids.